CCCUAAUCUUCAAAGAAGCCCUCUCCAAUCUACUCUUAAGUCUUGAUUCACUCACACUCAUGGCAGGUCAGGGUCUCUGGGAAAGAAAGAAAAUGGGUGUGGUUCCCAACUCAAGCCAGAAACCUCUGUUCUGCGUAAAAUGGCCAUGGCACCAAGCUUCAAACACCAACACCUGCAACUUCGACGGUCCAUGGCUCUUCACCUCUCUCCGAAACCUCGGUUCCCUCGCUCUCAAUUUCGCCGCCACUGUCACGUCGUCACAACAAACGAAGGUGAAAAUGGCCACCGGUGAAAUGGCGUUGGAUCAGGCGGAGGCGGAGCAUAGGGCGUUCGCGGCGGCUCUGGCCAGCGGGAAGGAGGCGACGGUGCUCGAGUUCUAUUCUCCAAGGUGCAGGCUCUGCAGCUCAAUGCUCAAAUUCGUCUCCGAAGUUGAGUCCAGGAACUCUCAAUGGCUCAACGUUGUUAUGGCAGAUGCUGAGAAUGAAAAAUGGCUGCCGGAGCUGCUUAAUUAUGAUGUUACGUAUGUUCCUUGCUUUGUGCUUCUUGACAAGCAAGGAAGAGCUCUAGCGAAAACAGGUGUUCCACACAGUCGUUUACAUGUUAUAGCUGGCGUCUCCCAUCUUCUCAAAAUGAAGCGUCCUCAACAAAAUAGUACAUGAUGCGAAGAGUCUCUAUUAUCAUUUAUAUGAAACUAACAUUAUACAACAUUGGCCAGAGAUAAUUGAGACGGGAUUACGGUUUCAGGUGAGAUUUUAUCCCGUUUGUAAGUUUAAUCAUAGUAAGUAAUGUAUAACACAAGCCCAUCAUGUAGUUAUCCUUCUUAAAUUUAUUUAGUUAGUUAAAAUUCGAUUACCUUUUUAUAUUAACUAUUCAUCUUGCCUUGUUCCUCUAUUUUCUUCCUUUCCAAAGCUCUAGAUUGAUAUCGUGUAUCAUGUUGAGGAUAAUAUCAGCCAGUGAGAGUUAGUGGAAGUUAGAAUUUGUUAUGUAGUUGGGCUGAGCUGCCACCUUUUCUGUCAUGAUUUCUGUUACUAGAUGAGUGAGUUUGUUAUGUAGUUGGGCUGA
Arachis ipaensis is the source of this 1062-nucleotide messenger RNA. RefSeq names its product Thioredoxin superfamily protein. Gene Ontology annotation, biological process: cell redox homeostasis. NCBI's taxonomy places the organism in Eukaryota, Viridiplantae, Streptophyta, Magnoliopsida, Fabales, Fabaceae. The record is from RefSeq and is a predicted model, not a curated record.